This is a messenger RNA of Oryzias melastigma (Indian medaka), 3041 nucleotides long. RefSeq names its product transcriptional activator protein Pur-beta. The record is from RefSeq and is a predicted model, not a curated record. Lineage: Eukaryota; Metazoa; Chordata; Actinopteri; Beloniformes; Adrianichthyidae. Gene Ontology annotation, biological process: regulation of transcription by RNA polymerase II. The transcript has a single exon. Gene Ontology annotation, cellular component: nucleus. Gene Ontology annotation, molecular function: RNA polymerase II transcription regulatory region sequence-specific DNA binding; purine-rich negative regulatory element binding; DNA-binding transcription factor activity, RNA polymerase II-specific. The coding region runs from base 337 to 1254 and encodes 305 amino acids.
AAUUUUCGGAAAAUCAGCGGAAAGACAAACCAGAAUUUAGUGUUAUCUUUAAAAAUGUGUUUUAAAUAAUCGAGGAUGCGUGUUAAUAAAUGUAAAUAAAAUCCACAGGAAUGUCCUCCAGAAGGUGGUCCCGUUCAGUUGACAGACGUGACAAAGGACCAAUGAACACUCGAGCUAGCUGCCUGAGUUCGUGAUUGGCAGCUCCAGUGGCCAAUCAGAGCUCGGCAUCCCGCGGUCGUUCCUUCUGCUACCUCGGCAAUCAAGGGGAGAGGAAAGGCGAGGAGGGGAGGGGUUGGGGUCAAAGAUACGCAGAGAAACGGGCUGCUGGUGGCGAAGAUGGCGGAUGGGGACAGUGGCAGCGAGCGCGGAGGCAGCAGCGGCGGCGGCGGCGGCGGGGGAGGCGGCGGGUUCCAGCACUACCAGCGGGAGCCGGAGACUCAGGAGUUGGCCUCGAAGCGGCUGGACAUUCAGAACAAGCGCUUCUACCUGGACGUGAAGCAGAACGCCAAAGGCCGGUUCAUCAAAAUCGCCGAGGUCGGAGCCGGGGGCUCCAAAAGUCGGCUGACCCUCUCCAUGUCAGUGGCGGCGGAGUUCCGCGACUACCUGGGAGACUUCAUAGAGCACUACGCCCAGCUCGGGCCUAGCACCCCGGAGCAGAUUGCUCAGUCAUCCGGCGGCGAUGACUCCGGGCCUCGGCGGGCCUUGAAGAGCGAGUUUCUGGUGCGGGAGAACCGUAAAUACUACCUCGACCUGAAGGAGAACCAGCGCGGCCGCUUCCUCCGCAUCCGGCAGACCGUCAACCGAGGCCCCGGCUUCGGCGUCGGGGUGGGCGGCAUCCCCGGCGCCGGCCUGCAGGCCGGGCAGACCAUCGCCCUCCCGGCUCAGGGCUUGAUAGAGUUCCGCGACGCGCUGGCCAAGCUGAUAGACGACUACGGCGGAGACGACGACGAGCUGGCGGGCGGCGGCGCCGGGUCGUACAGCGAGCUCCCGGAGGGGACGUCGAUCAUGGUGGACUCCAAGCGCUUCUUCUUCGACGUGGGAUCCAACAAGUACGGAGUUUUCCUGCGGGUGAGCGAAGUGAAGCCCAGCUACAGAAACUCGAUCACGAUCCCCUUCAAGGCGUGGAGCAAGUUCGGGGGCGCGUUCAGCCGCUACGCCGAGGAAAUGAAAGAGAUCCAGGAGCGGCACCGGGACAAGAUGUACGAGCGGAGAGCCGGCGAGGAGUCGGAGGGGGACGACGUGGACGACGACUGACGGCCGGCCGGACGGAGGGACGGCGAGCAGCGAGCUGUCACCGCGAUGCAAAGCUGGAGAUGAACGCCGAGCGAGGAACCUGCAUGACCAACCGAACCGAACCUAUAUCUGACUGAGAACUGUCUGUCUAUGUAAGAGAUUCAUGUUAUAAAGUUUAGGUGGAUGUUCUAGAUAAACGAUGCAGACUGCUUAGUCAGCUCUUCUAUGAGAUUCCCCAUUGAUUUUAAAAGCAUAUAUAUAUAUAUUUACACAUAUAUAUCUAUACAUAUAGAUAGAUAUAUAUAUCUAUUGAUUGUCAUUCGUUAACCUCACCUGUAGCCCAAUAAGUUUGUCAGAGACCUAACGGUCCCCCUGCCACUUCCUGGUUUCUAUCCAAUGGUAAGAGCUCGUUCAGCGCUGACCUGUAAUCCCGUGUGAGGAACGUUACUGAAACCAGCAGGUGCCGAGCUCGAGCACCGCUCACCUGGCUGUGUGUUUUGUCUUGUAUUGACGUGUGACGGCGGCUCGCCCGGACAAGCCCCCAAGUUGUCCAAGCCGCCGUCCGGGCUUCACCGCCGGUGAUCUAUCGCAAGCACACGGCUCAUUUGGAUUCACCGCACAGUCCCCGCCCACCUGUCCUCACGCCCUCCCUCAGGUGCUGAUCUGCGGUGAGGCCCCGCCCACUUGUGGCUUGUCUCAGGGCUGAGAAAUCCCAUCCGUGUGUCGGGGUUACCUGUGCCUGCGCGUCAUCUCCAGGAGGCCCCGUUUGACCUUCGUGACCUCCUCGUUGAAGGAGGCGCCGCGCUCGGGCCUUUGCUCUUUGGGGUCUCCCCGUUCUUAGGGUGCAUCAUCUGGAUCCUCUAACCUUGAACUCAGACCAUGAGUGACUGAAGCAACGUUCAGUCUGAUUGUAACCGAAAAUUAGGUGCUUUUGGAAAAGGAACCCCUCAAUGGGGGGUUGUACCUAAAUAUAUAUAAUAUACAUGUAUACUGAAAGAGAUUUACUAACUCAAAUCAUAAGUAUAGAUAGAAAUAUUUUUCAAAAGAGAUAUAUUGAACUAUGUCUUGGAGACAUUUAUUAGAUACCGCUGCCUGAAGUGGCUUAUUUAAAACACUAAACUCGGCUGCAGCCGUCCAGCUGCAUUUCAGAACCGCUUUGUUUUGUUCCUUAACCUUUCUUUUAUUCCUUAGAGGAAAGAGUUAAAGCGAUUUGGUCGGGCCGUUUGUAAAGACGACUGCCCUUCCGCACACUCAGCACUUCGUUAGCGCGUCCUCCGGUCCGGCGCCGGGCUCCUCCCCUUUUACCUUGGUUUGUUUGCCUCCAUCGUGAUGACAUCCCGGCGUCCUGCGCUCCUCAGAAUCCCAUCUUUUUUUUGCAUGCCUGCUCUGGUGCGGAGCUGCCUUUGUGUUCUUUUCUGGUUGCUGUAUGCUGAUAUUUAUCCUUUUUUUGAUAGCGGUUUCAAGUUUUCUUUCUGCAAUAGACUUAAAGUUUACUUCUCAGAAAAAGAGCCACAACGUCCCCGCACUUUGGGGAAACGUCACUUUCAUUGUCCCACUUCCUUCGGUGUGUAAACCUCUCGUUGAAACUGACUCACUUUGACACAGCAGACGAAACGCCAUGUGGAGAAACAUCCAACUGGGAGCAAUAGUUUUUCUCAUGUUUUCUAUGGAUAUCGAUGCUUAUAUUGAACUCCAUCCUCCUUCUGUACUGUGUUACGUGAAUGGCAGCUGUUUCAGUCAUGUGUGUUCUGCUGUAAUAUUCUACCAAGUUCCUUUCAACGAGAAAUAAAAAAGGUUUUUGCUCAGGA